UCAGACACCGUCAUGAGUAGAAAGAAAGAGUUUGCUUUCGUGGACAGCAGUAAUGAAGAACUUCAUAGAAGAAAAAUGACAGAUAUAAGGCAAUGUCUUAAGGUACGAGAACAGGAUUUUACAGAACUGAAUCAGAGAAACAGUGAUUUGUGUCGUAUGUCAAAAGCUAUGAGCGCGAAAGAUUUGCAUGAUGACGUGAAGGAUGAAGACACCGAUUUUUUUUGUUUCUCUUCUACAGAAACCAGAACUGAUUUUAAACUUGGGCUGUGCAGUGGCAAGUCAGAAAGGCUAACAAGGCCCUUCCAUCUCAGUACUGCAGAGAAAAAUGUUCAGCACCCAGUUUCUUCAAAUGUUGGGCUGAGGGAUAAACCAGCUCUAGCUUCAUCAGCAGACAUGGACAGCAAAACUGUGGAAGAUAUCGAUGAAGCUUUGUGCAUAGCUAUUUAUAAUCUCAGCCACUUAUAUGAUGCAGAUGAGAUGCUGAAAUACUUGGAAUUGAAAGUGAAGCAGGAAGGAGACAAAAUUGCAGAAACUGCUGUUAGAACGUUUGAUGAACUUACUACUUCUCUUCUGUCAAGGAAAAGGAACUUGUGUGCAGAAUUGGUAAAGAGCAUCAGCAACUACAGUGCUGCUAUUGCAAAAGCUAAGGAAGUCAUUGGAGAGAAGAGAAAGUGCUUGAUUGGUAUCAUUAGGAUUGCAAAUGAAUUAAAAAUUACACCUUCUGUAAGAACCUAUUGUGAUCUCACUCAGGUUAUUUAUGAUUUAAAGUCACCCGUUGAGGCUGAAGUCUCACAAGUGAAUAGUUUGAAGGAAAGAGUACCUCCAAGAUUCUUCCUGAACACUGAUGAAAUUACACCUCUGUUAAAUAAUUUGGGCAAGAUUGAAUGGGGAACAGCAGGGCAUGAAGAUACUGGAGAACACAGUCUUGUUCUUGAUGUCAAAGAAAAAAUGCCGGGCUAUGGUACUCGAUCAUCUGCAGAGAAUAUGUUUCCAGGGCUUAGCAAAGAAAGUAAAAUAAAGUCCCUUGCAAAUAAACUCCGCAUUCACAAAGAAUUGAAAAAUACUCAGAUACAAGAAACACUUCCUAUGAUAUGUCAUCACAGUAUUCCUGCUCUGCCCAAGGCUCCACCCAGCCCUGAUGUCAUAAUAGAAGAAAUAUUUGAAGAUGACCUGGAAAAAACAGAAUUUCCCACAGAAUAUCAUGGUGAUGAACAGAGGAAAAAACUCUUUAAGAAGGCAACACCUUUUCAACACAAAGCUGGUUCGACAGAACUAGUGUUUGUGAGCCAUGUUAUAAAUCCAUGCCACUUCUAUAUUCGGAGAUACUCGCAGAAGAAAGAAGCAGGGCUUUUGGAGAAGAAAUUGGAAAAGUUUUGUUGUAAUAACAGUAUGAAUCUCUUGCCUUCAGAUGUUUUGGAACUAGGUGCUAUAACUUUGAUUAAGAGUAAGGAAACUGGAAUGUGGUGCCGUGGAACUAUCACUGAAUUAAUUCCCCUAAAAAGUAAAAAUGAGAGGAAAAAGCCUUGCGGUCCAGUAAGAUACAGAGUUUGUGAUAUUGCACUGCUGGAAGUAUUCCUGAUUGAUUUUGGGAGCUCUGUCGUUCUAACUUUCUCAGGGUAUGUUUUUGCUGAAAGGCCUGAACCUGCUACUUUACAAACUAUUGAAACAGAUGACUUUUGUUUGUUGGUAAGGAAGCCCGAUGAGUGUAUUGAGGCAGAACUUGCAGCUGUUCCUCCUUUAGCUGUGUGCUGUUCAUUGAAGGAUGUUGUUCCCAAAAAUGCAAGUGAAGGUUGGGGAGAGGAAGCAAAGACAGAAUUUUUAGGAAUGGUAAAUAAUAAAGUUGUUUUAAUGACCGUAUUUAGAGAAGAGGAUGGUGUUCUCAUUGUGGAUUUGAAGAAACCUCCAUUUAAUAAAGUAAGAAGUAACAUGCCAGUGUCUCUCAAGGAUGCAUUAGUUUUCUUAGACUUGGCAAGGUUUAGAUCACAGCCUCUCAGUCCAUUGGAAGACAGUAUCGUCUUGCGGUAUAGUCCACCUAAGAUUCCACAAGAAAGAGAAGUCGUCUCUGUUGUCGUUUGUCACAUUAAUAGUCCAAGUGACUUCUAUCUCCAGUUGGUAAGUUGAGAAAUAAGGUCAGUUUAUCUAAAAAAAAUCCAGGAUGCGUAUAAACAUGAGUAUGGGAAGAACUUGGAAAUUUUCAGCCCAGUUGAAGGCCAAGCCUGUAUGGCAAAAGAGAAAGAUGGGAAUUGGUACAGAGCACGGAUUAUAGGGCUUCCAAGUUGUCAAGCAGUUACUGUAAAAUAUAUUGACUUUGGCAACGUUGCUAACUUAAAUCUUAAAGACAUAUGCAGAGUGAAAAAGGAGUUUCUGAGCUUUCCAGAAAAGGUAAUCAGGUGCAAGUUGGCUUGCAUUGAGCCUUAUAAAGGGGCAGAUGAGUGGAACAGAGAAGCCAAGGAAAGAUUUGAAGAAAUGACUGAAAAUAAACUUCUGCUGUGUUCAGUUGUUGAAGUUUUAGAUAAUAGUAUCUUAUCUGUUGAACUCUUUGACUCCUCUGCUCUUCGUGGAAGAAGCUUAAGUAUUAACUGCCAGCUAAUUAAAGAAGACUUAGCAUCCUUCAUGUCUGGGUACAGUGAAAGUACUGCUGUAAGGCCCAGUGAAAUAUGGGAGGUUCCUCUAGAAGAAAUUGCUGAAACCUCAGAAGCUUUAAAUCCUGUAGACAUGGAACUUGUGGACAAAGGAGAUUUCAGAUCACUUUCUAAGAAAGAGCUACAGGUGAAAAUCAGUCAUGUUGUGUCUCCUAGUAAAAUUUUUAUGCAGUGGCUGUCGUCAGAAAGCAUACUGAAAAGCUUGCAGGAGAAGAUGGCUGCCAUCUACAAAGAAUCCCAGCCACAGCCCGUGAAGUGGGAAAGCGGUAUGCGCUGUGCUGCUUAUGUACGUGAUUUGAAACAGUGGCAGAGAUGUCAGAUAAACAGGAUUGUCCCUGAAACGAGUGCAGAGGUAAUACUUUAUGAUUCUGGAGCUGAAAGAACAGUGGAUAUCAGCUGUCUAAGGAAACUUGAGGAGAAUAUGAAGAUAGUUAGGACGUUAGCAGUAGAGUGUUCCUUGGUGGAUAUAAGACCAACAGGGGGAAGCACGCAGUGGACAGCAACAGUGUGUGAAUAUUUAUCCUAUUACCUGACCGGGAUGCAAGUGAAAAUAAUCAUACAGGAAGCUGAUGAGGCUUGUGCAUUGCCUGUGAAAAUUCUUUGCAAAGAUGAAAGAGGAAAAUUGAUUGACAUGUCAGAACAUCUGAUAAAAAAGGGUUUGGCUCUUAGAAACAGAAG
Messenger RNA from Eurypyga helias (sunbittern), 3320 nucleotides. Its product is annotated as RING finger protein 17-like. Lineage: Eukaryota; Metazoa; Chordata; Aves; Eurypygiformes; Eurypygidae. The record is from RefSeq and is a predicted model, not a curated record. The transcript has 26 exons. The annotation marks the transcript as partial.